Prosopis cineraria is the source of this 1781-nucleotide messenger RNA. Its product is annotated as ethylene-responsive transcription factor TINY-like. Lineage: Eukaryota; Viridiplantae; Streptophyta; Magnoliopsida; Fabales; Fabaceae. Gene Ontology annotation, biological process: regulation of DNA-templated transcription. The record is from RefSeq and is a predicted model, not a curated record. Gene Ontology annotation, molecular function: DNA binding; DNA-binding transcription factor activity. Bases 286 to 1089 code for a protein of 267 amino acids. The transcript has a single exon.
AGAAGUAAGUGCUUUCAGCCAUUCGUGUGGGGGACACUUGAGAAAUAAGACACCACACGUUUCCCUCUCCCUCUCUCUCCCCUCCUCUGCCUACUAAAAUCCCACCCUCGCUUCUCCUGUCUUCAUUCCCCUCGCUGCCUUCUCUCUCUUUCUCCCUCUGUUCUGCUAAAGUUUCCGCUGCAGGAGACGCUUCAAACCCCUCUUCACCAAACCAUCUAGAACCUUCUUCUACACAACAACAGAGCAGCUCUCCGUUCUGGUCCUGAGCUUUCUAUUCUGCUACCAAUGGCUGAGCUACCCAGCUCAGAGACUGGUACUUCCACCAACUGCUCUUCGCCUUCAUCGUCUCCUUCGUCUCCCUCGUCAUUAUCCAACUCUUCUUCUUCGUCGUCGUCGUGGUCGUCGUCGUCGUCUUCUUCUUCUCCUUCUCAACAGAAGAAGCUCAAGCGAGCCAGAGAUGAAAGUAACAAUAACAGCAAGCACCCUGUUUACAGAGGAGUACGAAUGCGAACAUGGGGCAAAUGGGUCUCUGAAAUCCGCGAACCCAGAAAGAAAAAUCGGAUCUGGCUCGGCACUUUCGCCACGCCGGAGAUGGCUGCCCGUGCCCACGACGUCGCCGCCCUCAGCAUUAAAGGAACCUCCGCCAUCCUCAACUUCCCCGAGCUCGCAGCUUCCCUGCCCCGACCCGCCUCUAAAUCGCCCCGAGAUGUUCAGGCCGCCGCCGCCAAAGCUGCUUCCAUGGAGAUACUCAACAUCAGUCCCAUCCCCACUUCCUCCUCGUCGUCGUCCUCUGCCCCGUCUUCUUCCUCGGGCGAUGUCCCCACCACCCCAGAGGAACUGGGCGAGAUAGUGCAGCUCCCGUCACUGGGCUCUAGCUUCCAAGAACCCGACCCGAAUAACGAGUUCGUGUUUUUCGACCCGGUAGAGGGGUGGUCCUAUCCUCAUCCAUGGUAUCACAGCCUUUAUGAUGAUGUUGAGAACAAGUUAUACUGUGGCGGGUAUUUCUCUGGGGAUCACAGUUCAAUGCAAGAAGAAGAAACAGAGGGUUUGAUUCUUUGUGGCUUUGAGGGCUCAUUGUGGCAACAUUAGAGUCAGUCAAAGAAUUGUUUGCUUGCUUCCCCCCCCCCCCCCGCUCUCCCCCUGAAUUAAAAUCCUUAAUGUCAGCCCUUUUUCAAUUUUUCUUUGAAGGGCCCAAUACGUUUCUUGUCUCUCAAGUUCCUAUCUUCUUUCUUCUUCUACCACUUUACUUUACUGGUCAUGUGCUUUGGAUCUAUCUAUGAAAGUUGCAGAGCUAGUUGAGGUUGCUAUUGGGAAUGAUCAGAGCUAAAAAUAUAUGAUUUUUGUUUGGUGGAAAGCAUAUAUUAUUACAAGUCUCUCAACAUGUAGUUUCUACUUUGUGAUGACAAAGAAUAAAGGGUUAAAGCUAGAUUCUUGUAUUACCAUUUUACAGCUCAUAUAACAUUAUAUUGACUGAUGGGUCCAUAAGAAUUGAUCAACAUGGUACAAAAAUUCCAAUUCUUUAUCACAAGGGUUUGGCGAACUCAGGCUUGGAUAAUGUUUCUGUAUAUGUGGCAGCUCUUCAAGCAAAGUUGGAAGCUUUUUGGAUAUGGAGAAUUGACCAUAGUGCUAAGAUACAGCUAGCUAUAUAGUGCUUUUUGGUUUUUUCUCUUUUGUUGGGUUACUGUGUUUCAGUGUAAAAAGGAAACUACAUGUUUGGUUAAUUAUGAAUUUAAAUAUAGAAAACAAUGUACUAAUGGAGUGAUUUUUCAUUUGGGAUCCAA